Molecule: messenger RNA, 2164 nt
Organism: Copidosoma floridanum
Lineage: Eukaryota; Metazoa; Arthropoda; Insecta; Hymenoptera; Encyrtidae
Gene: Mad
Product: mothers against decapentaplegic homolog 1
Biological process (GO): SMAD protein signal transduction; cell differentiation; anatomical structure morphogenesis
Cellular component (GO): heteromeric SMAD protein complex
Molecular function (GO): RNA polymerase II cis-regulatory region sequence-specific DNA binding; I-SMAD binding; DNA-binding transcription factor activity, RNA polymerase II-specific
Source: RefSeq, a predicted model, not a curated record
ACUGCACACGCGAGGAAGUUGAUAUCAGUCAGAAAACCUACUCUCUACACUCUCUACAGCAAAGACCGUAAAGAGCAAAGCGUAUCGGUACACAACACGCGCAGCGCAUCUAUAUACCAAGAGAGAGAAGGACGUUCCUCCUGGCUUCCGCGUCUGAUGUGACCAAGAGGAAAAUAACCAGUGCCCGACGACGACAUUUAGGUAGUAGCUUUCUCUCAAGAGCUGCACACAUGCUCUUUUCCCUGAUGUCAGCCGCCGUCAGCAGCAGCAGCAGCAAAGACGCUGCUUGACGUUUACUUCAGCUGUCGUGUGUGUCGUCGACUUUUGUGCAUGUGCAUAUGCCUGUGUGUUUACUUCUAUAACUUUGCCCGGAAGUGUGAUUUUACGAAUAAAGUAAUACUGCCAUUGAAAGUACACGCUGUUUGUUGAUACACGUACUUGUUUAUAAAGUGAUUCUUCAAUUCAGCUGACCAUAACGAAAUUUUUUCGUUUGGAAAACGUUAUUUUACAAAAGAUGUUGAGUUUCUGAUAUAUACAUGCAUCGACUGAGCUUCAAGUAAAGUUUUGGCGUUUAAAGUGCCGCUAAAGCGACAUAAAAUCCAUUAAUUUGUAAUAUGGAUGAUGAAGAAGGGUCUUCAAGCUCAGGUCCAAUGUCGUCUUUAAAUAGUCUAUUUACUUUCACAAGUCCAGCAGUGAAAAAACUGCUUGGCUGGAAGCAAGGUGAUGAAGAAGAAAAGUGGGCUGAGAAAGCUGUAGAUUCUUUGGUGAAAAAACUGAAAAAGCGAAAAGGUGCCAUUGAGGAGCUAGAGAAAGCUCUAAGUUGUCCAGGGUCUCCCAGCAAGUGCGUAACUAUUCCUAGGAGUCUCGAUGGCAGACUUCAAGUGUCACAUCGCAAGGGUUUACCCCACGUGAUUUACUGUAGGGUCUGGAGAUGGCCAGACUUGCAGUCACACCAUGAACUAAAGCCUCUAGAUCAUUGUCAGUAUCCAUUCUCAGCCAAGCAAAAAGAGGUGUGCAUUAAUCCCUAUCAUUAUAAAAGAGUCGAGAGCCCAGUACUGCCACCAGUCUUGGUACCAAGACAAUCCGAGUUUGCUCCUGGCCACUCGUUAUUGCCAUUCCAUCAGCUCACUGAUCCUACUAUGCCACACAAUGUUUCCUACUCAUCAACUGGAUUUAACACAACUAAUGCAAAUGCAGUGAAUUCAGGGGUAAAUCCUAAUUCGCCGAUCUCAACGAUCAGCUCAGUUCCAAGCCCCGGUUCGACAAACACUAACCCUCAGAGCCCGUAUGGUUCAAACGGACUACCCGAAACACCGCCACCGGCGUAUACGCCACCCGAGGACGGGUCCCAACACGGGCAAGCUACCUCACCAGACUCGACGGUCACGAGCAACAGCCAGCCUAUGGACACAUCAAAUCUGGGUGUAGCUCCCGUCAGCUACCAAGAGCCGUUCUAUUGGUCUUCGAUCGCCUACUAUGAGCUCAAUUGUCGCGUCGGCGAGGUCUUUCACAGCCAAGCAAACUCCAUCAUCGUCGAUGGCUUCACUAAUCCAAGCAACAAUUCCGAUCGCUUCUGCCUUGGUCAGUUGUCAAACGUCAACCGUAACUCCACAAUCGAAAACACGAGGAGGCAUAUCGGCAAGGGCGUGCAUUUGUAUUACGUUGGGGGUGAAGUGUAUGCAGAAUGUCUUUCUGAUUCGGCAAUCUUUGUGCAAUCGAGAAAUUGCAAUCAUCAUCACAACUUCCACCCUAGUACAGUUUGUAAAAUUCCGCCAGGAUGCUCCCUCAAGAUAUUCAACAAUCAGGAGUUUGCUCAGCUGCUUUCGCAGAGCGUGAAUCAUGGCUUUGAGGCCGUCUAUGAACUCACAAAAAUGUGCACCAUUAGAAUGUCCUUUGUGAAGGGUUGGGGAGCCGAGUACCAUCGUCAAGACGUUACUUCGACACCUUGCUGGAUCGAAGUCCACCUUCACGGUCCACUUCAGUGGCUUGACAAGGUUCUCACACAAAUGGGUACACCACACAAUGCCAUAAGUUCCGUGUCUUAAAUUAAAAUAAGAACGUAAAUUUGAACUCAAUACAACGUUUUAGCAAAAUUUUGCAAAUCGAAAGUGUAGGUUUUUAUUAUUUCAAUUAAAAUAUCAUUUUAUUAUAAUUUUUAGUUAUA